Molecule: messenger RNA, 972 nt
Organism: Talaromyces atroroseus
Lineage: Eukaryota; Fungi; Ascomycota; Eurotiomycetes; Eurotiales; Trichocomaceae
Exons: 1
Coding region: 1-972 (323 amino acids)
Source: RefSeq, a predicted model, not a curated record
AUGGAUAUUCUUCGAUGGAGAAGAAAGAAGGAAGUCUCAUCCCGGAUGGAUGACCGCUUUGGAGAUCCAUCAAUAUCCGCGCCUACUCAAGGAUCGUGGAAUGAGAUGCCUCCUCUUCGGCCCGUGAAAACGGAGCUUGCGCCAACAGAUAAAGUCGGCCGAUUCAAGUCUUUCUUGCGUUCGCACACGGUCGAUUCACCUGAUUAUUCUAUUAGCACUGUUGAACGUGCCAAUUUCCCCCGGCACCCGAUGGUAGAUAUGCAAAAUCACCAACGGUCCGUUUCGGUCGACAGAAUCCAGGAACGAAUGAACAACAAUAGCCAUGGAAACGGCAGCACGAGCAGACCACGCUUAUCUUCAAGCCCGCAGGUGCAUAGAGUAUCAUCAUAUGACUCGCUCACGGGCUCUGACGAAGACGAAAGUGAGCAUAAUGGCCAUGGAAGAGACUCAAGGGACAGACGAGACAGGCGAGACAUGGUGCGGCACUCUCGGAGUCGCUCACAAGAAGAGCACUGGCAAGCGCACCUACAGCACAAAGCUCCUCAUCGCAAUGCACAGCAUAAAUCGCCUCCGUUAUCUUCAACCGCAAUUAUGCGUCGGUACAGCUCUCAAAGCGAGUCCACGCGCACAUAUAACUCGACACCUUCAACAGCUACCUUCAGCUCGCAACACACGAGUGUGACAACUCCUGGAUUGCACGGAUUUUCCGGGUCUCUAGUGCCACCUCUGCUGAAAGAGGAGGAAUAUUAUCCGGGCCUCAAUCACUACGCUCAUGAACCUCUUCCUCCUAUCCCUUCCAUUCGGAAUAAUAGGGCCGGUACUCGCACCUCGCCUUCAUCUUCCCCCCCUUCGGCAUCUAAUAGUGCCUCUCGAGGAUACUCGCGUGGUGCACGCUCCAACAAACGGCAUCACACAGUCCCAGUUGGCCCGCAGGAGCUGGUGCCAUCCAAUGAUGAAUUAUGGGGGUACUGA